AUCCAAAAUCCUUUUGAGGAAAUGAACAGCGAUCUAAGAAAUAGAAGAGGCAAAGAGGUACCGAUAGAUCAUAGGGACAUUGCUUGCGCUGGAGAAUCUUCUGUGAGUCGAUUUCCAUGGCGAGGAAGAGAACGAACAGAGCACAAGAAUUUUACUCUUCGAAUCUCAAUUGAGAGACGCGGGUUCGGCAAUUCAUUGGCCCAGGCGACGCUCUCCGUUGGAGAAAUAAGGCCGCAGAUUUCUCUCCCAUCGCCUCACUCCUCCUCCUCUACACUCUUCUCUUCCUGCAGUCUCUUCGAUUCGCCCCGUCGUUCACCGUCGGUUUCUCCCAACUGCGCAGCUUCCUUGGGGUUUGACUCCGGGCUGCAUUCCACUGGACGCAGACGGAUUUGUAUAGCUAUGGUUCAGCAGGCAGCUCAAGGAGCUCCGGUGAUUUAUGCUAAGGAGAUGGAGAGACUCUCUGCUAAAGAAUCGCUGCUGUUGCCUGUGAGUAUCGGUGUUUGAGUUUCUUCAUGUUUUAAAGUAUUGUUGAUUUGUUUCGCUUCAACUAUCGCGAUGGUAGUAGAGCAUAGUAUAGACUGAAAAUUAUGUAUGCAUAUCGAUGAUUUUUUUUUGAUGUUCAUGUUCCUUUAUUCCGUGAAGUAUACAUUUCGUAGUGAAAAUUGAAAACAUGCUUGAUUUAAUCGUGUCUUAUUGUCGAGAAGCUACUUUGUGUCAAUUUGAAUCUAACCUAGUAUGUAGUUUGACCUUUUCCGCUAAAUACUACUAAGAAACUUGUAACAUUUUUCCUGGAACUGAGAAAGUUGGUUGAAGAUUUGAAUUAAGAAUGGCUCCGAUAUCAAUUUGUGAUGGUUGGCCGCGAAGAGAUUUAAUCUCAAGUUAGAAAAAGAGAAAUCAAAUAACUCACUCAUAACCAAGGUUUUGCAAGAAUAGAAAAUAGAGAGACUGAGACAAAAAGUUUAAUUGGUAUGCAUUCUGGUGAGGAUAUCCCACACACAAUAAGAACAAAAGCAAUUUUGUUUAUUUCCCGAAGAGAAAUUAGCAGAGCGAUGAGCAAGAAGAUGAUCCCCCCUUACAUCCUUCUUAUAAAUAGUAAAGGUAUCGUCAACUGACGCAAAAUUGUUUCAACAAAAAAUAGUUAGUAUUCUGUUUAAACUGAGGGGAAAAGAACAAGCGAAACUGCCACAUUCCUGAACGAGAUAGUUGGAAGAAACGCAUCCUCUCCUUGCAUCCGUUAUCUUCUCAAUUAUUUCUUAUGGUCUAACGUUUCGUAGGUUUGAAUUUUUUCAAUAGAAUGUGUGUCUACCUGCUCUUCUUGUUGGUUCGAGACAUCAUAAUGUUUGAACUCGAGAAGUCGAGCGGAAUGGGAGACUGGCCCAAUCUGUUAGCUACCUUUCCAGAACAUCUGUUAGUCUUUAUUCUCUAGUUUGAAACUCAUGCAAGUUUUAUGUGUACAAAUUUAUGCACUCCGUCGAGUGCAACUGAUCGUGAUAUGUGAAUUUGUGGCUGCUGUUUGUUGAACGAAGUGGUCUUCAGUAUUUAGUGAAUUAUAUUGGUUUAAUCAGAAUUAUAUUGCUUUAAUAGUUGAUUGCAAGUUUUUUAUCCAGAUAACUACUCAUCAACCCAUACCAUAAAGACCACUCCAUUGACACAAAUUUCAAGUAUAUAAGUAGACCUAUCAAACAAAUGUGUAUCUUUAUUUCAAAGUUUUGUGUAU
Cucurbita maxima (winter squash) is the source of this 1717-nucleotide messenger RNA. RefSeq lists its product as uncharacterized. Lineage: Eukaryota; Viridiplantae; Streptophyta; Magnoliopsida; Cucurbitales; Cucurbitaceae. Bases 22 to 504 code for a protein of 160 amino acids. The record is from RefSeq and is a predicted model, not a curated record. The transcript is spliced from 2 exons.